Molecule: messenger RNA, 4441 nt
Organism: Halichondria panicea
Lineage: Eukaryota; Metazoa; Porifera; Demospongiae; Suberitida; Halichondriidae
Product: zonadhesin-like
Exons: 23
Coding region: 91-4320 (1409 amino acids)
Cellular component (GO): extracellular matrix
Source: RefSeq, a predicted model, not a curated record
GCGGACGGGGCGUACCCUCGAUCUGGACAGGACCCGAGACUAUUGCUCUGAUUGCUAUGUAUUGUAUCCCUUGGGAACGAUAGUAUAGUAAUGGCCUCACUUGCACUAUCUAUGGCUUCACUACAGCUAUGUGUGUUGCUCUCCUUAACCUUGUUGCCGUUUACGCUGCAAACUGAAGACUGUACUAACGACGGCAGGGGGAAGGUGUACCAAAGUUGUGGAUCACCAUGUACUCUGACCUGUGAAAACUACAUGUCUCCACCGUUUUGCCUGGCAUCCUGUUCAGAGGGUUGCUUCUGUCCCGACGGAACAGUCGAACACAACGGAGACUGUAUUCUGACUUCUGAUUGUCCCACUGAGUCCACUGCUAUUCCACCAUCGCCAUCUUCAUCCAUAAACACUACUACACUUGUGUGUCCUGCGGGGAAAAUCCACACAAUGUGUGGCCCACGUUGUCACGUCUUCUGUGGGGGCAGACGAGAGUGUCAAUCUAGAAACUGUGUUGAGGGCUGCUUCUGUGACAGUGAUAUGGUUGAACUUGGGGAGACAUGUGUUCGCCCAGAAGACUGUCCCGUUCCAGCCACUGAGUCCACCACUGCCCCACCAUCCCCAUCUUCAUCCAUAAACAAUACUACACUUGUGUGUCCCGCGGGGAAGAUCCACACAAUGUGUGGCCCACGUUGUCACGUCUUCUGUGGGGGAAGACGAGAGUGCCAAUCUAGAAACUGUGUUGAGGGCUGCUUCUGUGACAGUGAUAUGGUUGAACUUGGAGAGACAUGUGUUCGCCCAGAAGACUGUCCAGUUCUAGCUGAGUCCACCACUGCCCCACCAUCACCAUCUUCAUCCACAAACACUACUACACUUGUGUGUCCUGCGGGGAAAAUCCACACAAUGUGUGGCCCACGUUGUCAUGUCUUCUGUGGGGGUAGACGAGAGUGCCAAUCUAGAAACUGUGUUGAGGGCUGCUUCUGUGACAGUGAUAUGGUUGAACUUGGGGAGACAUGUGUUCGCCCAGAAGACUGCCCAGUUCUAGCCACUGAGUCCACUACUGCCCCACCAUCACCAUCUUCAUCUACAAACACUACUACACUUGUGUGUCCUGCGGGGAAAAUCCACACAAUGUGUGGUCCACGUUGUCACGUCUUCUGUGGGGGCAGACGAGAGUGCCAAUCUAGAAACUGUGUUGAGGGCUGCUUCUGUGACAGUGAUAUGGUUGAACUUGGGGAGACAUGUGUUCGCCCAGAAGACUGUCCCGUUCCAGCUGAGUCCACCACUGCCCCACCAUCACCAUCUUCAUCCACAAACACUACUACACUUGUGUGUCCUGCGGGGAAAAUCCACACAAUGUGUGGUCCACGUUGUCAUGUCUUCUGUGGGGGUAGACGAGAGUGCCAAUCUAGAAACUGUGUUGAGGGCUGCUUCUGUGACAGUGAUAUGGUUGAACUUGGGGAGACAUGUGUUCGCCCAGAAGACUGCCCAGUUCUAGCCACUGAGUCCACUACUGCCCCACCAUCACCAUCUUCAUCUACAAACACUACUACACUUGUGUGUCCUGCGGGGAAAAUCCACACAAUGUGUGGUCCACGUUGUCACGUCUUCUGUGGGGGCAGACGAGAGUGCCAAUCUAGAAACUGUGUUGAGGGCUGCUUCUGUGACAGUGAUAUGGUUGAACUUGGGGAGACAUGUGUUCGCCCAGAAGACUGUCCCGUUCCAGCUGAGUCCACCACUGCCCCACCAUCACCAUCUUCAUCCACAAACACUACUACACUUGUGUGUCCUGCGGGGAAAAUCCACACAAUGUGUGGUCCACGUUGUCAUGUCUUCUGUGGGGGUAGACGAGAGUGCCAAUCUAGAAACUGUGUUGAGGGCUGCUUCUGUGACAGUGAUAUGGUUGAACUUGGGGAGACAUGUGUUCGCCCAGAAGACUGCCCAGUUCUAGCCACUGAGUCCACUACUGCCCCAUCAUCACCAUCUUCAUCUACAAACACUACUACACUUGUGUGUCCUGCGGGGAAAAUCCACACAAUGUGUGGUCCACGUUGUCACGUCUUCUGUGGGGGCAGACGAGAGUGCCAAUCUAGAAACUGUGUUGAGGGCUGCUUCUGUGACAGUGAUAUGGUUGAACUUGGGGAGACAUGUGUUCGCCCAGAAGACUGUCCCGUUCCAGCCACUGAGUCCACCACUGCCCCACCAUCACCAUCUUCAUCCACAAACACUACUACACUUGUGUGUCCUGCGGGGAAAAUCCACACAAUGUGUGGUCCACGUUGUCAUGUCUUCUGUGGGGGUAGACGAGAGUGCCAAUCUAGAAACUGUGUUGAGGGCUGCUUCUGUGACAGUGAUAUGGUUGAACUUGGGGAGACAUGUGUUCGCCCAGAAGACUGCCCAGUUCUAGCCACUGAGUCCACUACUGCCCCAUCAUCACCAUCUUCAUCUACAAACACUACUACACUUGUGUGUCCUGCGGGGAAAAUCCACACAAUGUGUGGUCCACGUUGUCACGUCUUCUGUGGGGGCAGACGAGAGUGCCAAUCUAGAAACUGUGUUGAGGGCUGCUUCUGUGACAGUGAUAUGGUUGAACUUGGGGAGACAUGUGUUCGCCCAGAAGACUGUCCCGUUCCAGCCACUGAGUCCACCACUGCCCCACCAUCACCAUCUUCAUCCACAAACAAUACUACACUUGUGUGUCCUGCGGGCAAAAUCCACACAAUGUGUGGCCCACGUUGUCAUGUCUUCUGUGGGGGUAGACGAGAGUGCCAAUCUAGAAACUGUGUUGAGGGCUGCUUCUGUGACAGUGAUAUGGUUGAACUUGGGGAGACAUGUGUUCGCCCAGAAGACUGUCCAGUUCCAGCCACUGAGUCCACCACUGCCCCACCAUCACCAUCUUCAUCCACAAACACUACUACACCUGUGUGUCCUGCGGGCAAAAUCUACACAAUGUGUGGCCCACGUUGUCACGUCUUCUGUGGGGGCAGACGAGAGUGCCAAUCUAGAAACUGUGUUGAGGGCUGCUUUUGUGACACCGAUAUGGUUGAAUUUGGGGAGACAUGUGUUCGCCCAGAAGAUUGUCCAGCUCCUGCUACCACCUUGAUGCCUCCUACCAUAUCAACUACUACUUCUGCCCUCUCACCUUUGGUCUGUACUUCUGGCAAAGAGUACAGACAGUGUGGUCCCGUGUGUAAAGACACUUGUGGUACACUGUUUGGCAAUCAGCCCAAACUUUGCUUCUCUCUAAGAUGUUUCGCUGGCUGUUUCUGUCCUGAGGGCACAAUAGAGCAUGAAGGGCAGUGCAUCAAGAGUACAGCCUGCCCCAACUAUCCAUGCCAAUAUGGCAGAUGUCCGAAUGGGUAUAGGUGUGAAGUGGACCCUCAAUCACGCCAAUCUUUGUGCAAGAGAUCGCUGUAUGUCCCAUGUGAUGCGGACGUUUCUCUGGCAUGUGAUUCAGCGUUCUUAAGGUGUGUAGUUGAGAACACCACCAGAUAUGCCAGUUGUGUGCCGUCUUGCUACCUGAAUAAUGGAAACUGUGACAGUGACCAGACGUGUAUAGUACAACUUGUUGAGCACGGGAGCACGGUGCACUGUCUUAACUUUAAUGAUCUGUCUACUGAAUGUCCUCCUGGAAUGAUAAUGGACCAGUGUGGGUCACUUUGUCAGGAGACCUGUGAUGAUGUUAAUGGCGGUGGGAUCAAAGCAUGUCCUCUAAUUUGUGGGCCUGCUGCCUGUGUGUGCCCUUACGGUCUGGUGCGUUACAGGGACCGCUGUGUUGACCCAAAGGAGUGCUACUCAUUAGAGAAGUAUCCACCAAACAUAUUUCCCCUGCCAUCUGCGAGAGCUGAUACUGGGCUGCUGCAACUGAGCUUUUCGGGCAUGACUAAGGUUGAUUUCGCUACAGUGCAAGAUACAUUCCUGAGCUCCCUGGAUGAGAUUUUAAGUGAGCACACUGGGGUGGAGGUGGAGCUUCAUGCUGUCCUUGAGAGUGACGGAGGACUAGAAUUGUAUAUCAUGGUCUCUGGUGGAGAUGUUAGUUCUGAGACUCUAAAUUACUAUGCUGACUUAAUCAGUUCUGCUGCUUGGAGCAUCCCUAUUGAUGAUGUAGUAGUCAUUGAACUGCCACAAGUUGGACGUCUACAAGAAGGACUCAGUCAGUUGACCAUAGUUGGAAUUGCUGUUGCAGUUGUUGUCAUAUUUGUUCUGCUAGUUGCAUUAGUCAUUGUUUCUCUAUGCUACUGUACUGUGAGACGAAGACAGUCCGUCAACAAAGGGCCACAAAAGCUAAACCCACUGACAUACUCCCGGCUGGUAAAUGAAGGGAUGGGAUAAUUAUGUUGAAGAGACUUCGUAAUACUAACAAUGACAGGCGUUUUUUAACUCAUAAUUAUUUUGUUACUUAGUAUACCCGUUGUUAUAAUUAUAUACACCUAUAUAAAAUUAUGUACCCUGA